Messenger RNA from Schistocerca cancellata (South American locust), 7389 nucleotides. Its product is annotated as protein tramtrack, alpha isoform. Gene Ontology annotation, biological process: regulation of transcription by RNA polymerase II. Lineage: Eukaryota; Metazoa; Arthropoda; Insecta; Orthoptera; Acrididae. The record is from RefSeq and is a predicted model, not a curated record. The transcript has 10 exons. Bases 460 to 2373 code for a protein of 637 amino acids. Gene Ontology annotation, cellular component: nucleus. Gene Ontology annotation, molecular function: protein binding.
ACCAUCAAAUGUUUCAAUGUUUGUACGGCAGUGUAUACAUCAUAUGCUCUAUAAUUUAAGAACUUCAAGUAGUUCAUGCAAUCUUAGUAUAUUUCAGGGCUUCUUGCUUAUUUCGAAUGGCAUAUAAUUAACUAAUAAUACUGCUCAGCAGGACGAAAGUGCAUGACAUUUCAUGGUAAUGCGGAGUUCUAAUAUAAGCAACAUCUUUGUUGCUUCCGAUUACCAAUUUAUUAAAAAAAAUUCAGUAAUAUCAAGAGCGCUUCAAAGUAGUUACAGUGAAGUCAUACAGAAUAAUGGCAGUGAACGUUUUUUAGUGAGACCCUGCCAUCAAGAUAUAUUGUUUCUCGUACUUUUUUCACAUGACUAUUAUAUACUGUAUGACGUCAUAAGGAAUUGUGAGGGCGUCAUUUGAGGAGAUUUACAGAAGAUCCAAACCAGGGUUUUGAGGUCAGAGCGGCAAUGGCUGUGCAGCAGUUUUGCCUUCGAUGGAAUAAUCACCAGCCAAAUUUUAUCUCGGUUUUCACACAUCUACUAAGCACGGAAUCUCUGGUGGAUGUGACACUAGCUGCUGAGGGCAAGCAUCUCCAGGCUCACAGAGUAGUUCUCUCUGCUUGUAGCCCAUACUUUCAGAUGCUGUUUACAAUGAAUCCAUGCCAGCAUCCAAUUGUUAUUCUGAAAGAUGUUAAAUAUGAUGACUUGAAAAUAAUGGUAGAUUUUAUGUACUAUGGCGAAGUCAACAUAUCACAUGAACAGUUGCCAGCAAUUUUGAAGACUGCAGAACUAUUGAAAGUCAAAGGCUUGGCAGAGAACUCGGAUCCAGGCUUGACCAAGCAGGCAAGUGGCUCAUCUGACCGUGCAGAGUUGUUGGCACCCGGAGAUUCUGCCUGGGACAGUGCAAGUCGCCGCAGCCCGUCACCUUUAUCAAUUGCAGCCAAGCGGAAAAGGCUGCGAAAGUCGUCUACGGGUUCAGGGUCUGGCUCCACAGAACGGGGUACCUCUGAGGAACUCCUGACUGGUGAAGUGACUUUAGUUCCUUCUCCAGCACUUGUAAAAACUGAAAGUUCUGGCUUCCCAGUGGUGCAGUCAAGUGGAGGAGGCAGCACAGACGCAGAUAGUGGUGGCACAGGGCGCAGUGCUGAUAGCUCCCUACGCACUGGAGGGCAGGAACCUAGCACUGACUCAGAGCCACGGAAUGGAUCCCAUGAUAGCACUGAUGAUGAUCCAUUAUCCAUUCAUAUACCACCAGAAAGUGAUGGCAGCAAUCCUAAGGUGGAAUCCAAUGUGUCAGAGUACAGUCAAGGUGAAACUCAAAGCCAGCAGUCUCAUCAAAUGCACAUCUCUCCACAAGGAAAACCACCAUCAGCAAAACGUAAUAGGUGGCUGGUGCGACAGCCGCGUGUCAAGAAAGAGGGUGAUGCAGGUCAAGAGGAAGUUGAGCUUACUGCUCCUGCAGCUUUAUCACCAACCGUGCCCAGCCCUUCACCCCAAGUAACAGAGAUGCAAACCACAGUUGUGACACCAACCACCACUGUUCAGCCUCAGCCCUCACCGCCACAGCAGCUGCUUCUUGCGGUUCCGCACCGUGUCGAACGGCAGAGCUCAGAACCUGGGCCUAGUCGCAGUUGCCAGCUUCUGACAGUGCCGCAGACACCAACCUACCUCGUGAAGCAGCAUUCUGACCCACAGAUACAGAGUGUAGUAUCCACUCAUACGCCUCUGCUGACAAUUCAGCGUCAACUCUCGCAGCAGCAUCAGCAGCAACACCACUUGCAGCAGCAUCAACAACAACCACAGCAGCAGCAGCAGCAGCAGCAGCAGCAACAACAACAACAACAACAGCUGCCAGUUGUGCAGCAGCAGCUUCCACCACCUCCUUUCCACGUGCAGCUCGUAACUGCACCAACGCAGGAAUCACCAGCACGAGCACCAUCUCCCUCAGUGGUGGUAAUGGGAGGUCCAGCAACACAUCAGCAUUCACCUAUGUCUGUGGAGCAUCCUGCUGCAAGUACUGCUGCCAGCUCUGCCCCAUUAUCACAGCAGGCCACACCCCAUCAGGAUGCUAAGAAUGCACCUACAGGACUGCGAGUCCGCACUGAUGAAUUGCGCAGAGCAUCUUCAUCACCACAGGAGACAACGUACGAGUGCCCACUGCGAUCGAACCACUGCCCUGCCCUGAGGCCUGGUCCUGCACUGGGUUGCAACUAUUGCUGGAAUACAAUCGACAGCCAUGGCCGCAUUCUCCGGCGUAAGACUAAAUAUUAUUGCCCUGAGUGCCAAACCAAUCUCUGCAUUGUUCCCUGUUUUCAGGCAUAUCAUGAACGUGCGACAGCUCCACCUGGCAGCAAGAUUUUGCCUAAGACUGGUUCCAUAUAGUGAAUAAUGACACUGCAUUAGGAUAAAUAAAUUCUUUCAGCUUUCUGCCAUUCAGAAAGUGCACAGAGACAAUAUUUUUCAUUGUUAGAGAGUCAGUUCUGUCAAAACAGAGAAUUUUGGCUUGUUUAACUCAGAGGGACAAAUUGGAUCAUUUAAAGGAGUUCCACACACAUACAUUAAUUGUGCAUGAUCAAAAUGAACUGUGUUGAACUUGUUAGGUCUGUUGUAUUCUCUCACAUUAACAUGGUCAGUGGAUCUAUGUGACUGCUGAAUUUUCUUUCAGAACUUAUAACUUGACCAUAUUUUUUGUGUUGCAUUUUCAUAUUACAUAUUACAUGCAAUGAACUCAUUCGAUGCACAUUUCACAGUAAAUAGAAUUUUGUGAAGCAAGUAAUAAAGGGGUUCUACAUUAAACUAAUUAUUAUCUCGAACAGAUUAACUAUUUACAAAAAUAAAAAUAGGAAAUCCAAUCGGUACUCCAGAAAUAUCAUCCUGUUUAUAUUUUCCUUUAGUCUUUCUGGGUUGAGUUUCAUUGAAAUUUGUCAAUGCUUAGGCCCAAAAUCCCUAGCUGUGAUGACGCCCUAAUAUACCCAACUGUCAUAUGAUCUGGAAGUGAUGUUGAAGUUAUAAGGUGUUUCAUUAAAGAAUAACCGAAAUAAAUUUACAAGCAUAUUGAAUAAAAGGAAGAAGUUUGUUUUUGGUCACUCACUUGGAAUACUGGAAGGUAUUUUGUAAUUAAUAAGCUUAGUGGAAUAUGGUUCCAAAAUGAAUGGCCUGUUGAUUCUAAAAGAAUUCUCCUGUCAUAUUCCCAGCUGACACACUUACGAUGCUACAAACUGCAAACAGAAAUAUGUUCAAUUCCUAUUCUUAGUGGCUUCAAAUAGAAGGAUGUGCCCUUGGAUGACAGCAGCAUAAAGUAGUGUAGUGGUGAACAUUGAAGUUUCAAAUUUAAAAGAAAGAUGAAAGGAAUAAUGAAAAUAGAGAAAAGGAUUAAAUAUACUGAGAGAAAAGUUAAUAAUAACCACAUUAGAGGGUAGUAUAUAAGGUUUGCGGUAGAACAGUUACCUUGAUAACUUUUUUCUGUUGUUGCUUCCUGUGGGUCUCUUCUGUUCUGUAUUUUCUGUUGUGAAGUUUUAGCUGAUGAUAUGAGGUGCCUUAUGAGAGAAGUUUCAAAAAUCUGCGUUGUUGACUAGUUAUAUACCUUUUAAUGCUGCUUCGAUGCUGCCUUUUUUGCGGUUUUUAGCUAUGUGAUUUUUAUGGGCUCUUGUGUGGUCUAUAGUUUCACUUUUGAUUAUAUGUUUGAAUAGUAUUUACAAUAAUGUUUCCCUUCAUCUUUGGCACAUUGAUUUGGAUUCCAAUUUUUAAUAUCACUUCAGUGAAUAUUUAUAGCUUUCCACAUCUUCUGUUCUUCCAUAGAAAUUUGCCAUAUCACUUUAGAAAGCAGAUCUGUUUCAUAGUGCUGUAAUAUAAAAUAAAAUUCACAUCAUGAACAACUCAAAAGAUCCUUACCCUUUGGUUCCAACUGUCCAAAUUUUCAUGCAGUUUAGCUUCUGUCAAUUUUAAUUCUCUCUUCUAUCUGUCAAUUUUAAUUCUCAUUCAGUUUGUUUAGUAAAUUGUAUGCUGGCAGGACAUUCAGCUUGGGCAGUAUACCAUUGUAACAUAUCACAUAUAGCUGUGCUGAUAUCCUUUUAAAUAUGCUAUUGACUGUCUACAGCUCUGCUUUCAAACAACAUCUACCAGAUGGUGAUCGAACAUUAAACUCUGAACUUCCUUCCUGUCUUUUUCAAGAAAACAUUGUAUGGUGACUUCUUGUGUUACACUAUUUUUCUAAGGCUUGUAUGACUAUCAACAAUAUACAAUUGAGUACCUGCCCAAUCUUCUAUAUACUCUAGAUUAUCUGACAAUUUCCAAUUAAAGAGUCUGGAAGCACUAAAAAUUCAAUGUGUGCUUGUUUAUUAGAAGAGUGUCACCUUGGAUACUAAACUUUUUAAUUAGGAGGUGCUAAUUUACUGUAGCAAUUAUACAACUGAAUCCUUUAAGUGAAUAACUGAAUUCUUAAUGUCAGAAAAAGAGACAUUUCACAGUAGAAUAUUGGUUUCUUAAGAAAUGUAGAUAAUAGAUGGUAUCAUAUCAUUGCAAAUUAACAGGAGGACAGCAGAUAAUAUUUUGGGUGUCUGAGCUUGAAACACUGAUCCUGUAAAAUUGUGGAUCAUUUGUAGAUUAUAAUUCGCUUUUUGUAGUUGCAAACUAUAUAUUUUCCUUAGUUCCUGUUCCCCUGUCCUUCAUUGUCCACUUGGCAGUCAUCAGCACAAUCUUUUAAGUUCACUAAUUCAGGCAGUAAUCAAGAUCAUCUCACUAGCCUCUAUUUUUUAGUAUUUUUUUCUUGCCACACUGUUUUCUUAAUUGGCCAGAGGCUCAACAGUCACUUGUUUAUGCAUCAUGUUUAUUAUGUAAUUUUGUGCAUAAUUAUCUUGUUUCACAAAAGAUACAACAUGCCUCCCUUAAAAAAAACUCAAAUGUACACAAUAAAAUUUCUCUGCAACUCAUUAAUGCAAUUAAUGGUAUGUUUUCUGUAUACCAUUACAGAGUUUAUAUUUGUGAAGACUGUGGUAUUAUAUGUGUGUGAAGGAAUCUUACUGUUGUACUCAUAAUGCUUGAGUGCUUAAUCUAUGUUUGCAAUCUAUAUGAAAAAAGUGAAUGAAGUAUAUUUGUUGCUGUAAAAUUCACUAAAAAUUAAUUCCCUGAACUACUAUGCAGAUUAAUAUAAUGAAUUUUUUCUCAUUUAAUGAUCACAGAAAUUUGUCACACUCAUCUCCAUGAAGCACUACCCCAGUAAUUCCCUUCCUUUCAGAACAUUACAUUACAUACAUCUAUAUUUGCAGGACUUUUUUAGUAAUACUUCAUAUCAGAAAUUAUUAGAAUUAUAUUGUUUGUAAAAUAAGUGACUUGCUGUUUGAGCUGUUGAAUGUUGUGCAGCUGAGUAUACAUUCUGAUAUUUUUCUUAGCACACAAGAAAUGAGAAAGAAUAACAUUGUUUUGUGCUGAACUGUUUUUACUCCCUUUCACUCUAACCCUCAAUUUGUUAAAGUGCCUUUCUGUUUGUCCUUUGUAGCAAUAUAACAUUCACAGUGCAAAUUAUCAUGGGUUCUGAGAUUUUUUAACAUCCAAACAGUGUUAUUUCCAUUGCUUGCAAAAGAUUUGAGUUUUUAAAAAAUUGUGAAGUUUCUCUACACUUCAGGUUUCACUUUACUCUUUAAGUUCUCCUUAGAUGAGUUACAGUGUGGUUUGAUGAAAAACAAAGACACCACUCUAGCUCAGUGUUUCUUAAAUAAACACAAGGUUGUCUUUUUUUUUCCUGCUGUCAUUUCUUUCCACUGGACAUGAAGUUAGCACAUCUUCAGUGAUUGUGGUUUUCAUUUCUCAGUUUUUCUCUCUGAUUUCAAUGUUCUCUCAUGUAACAUUAUAAGCAAAGAGAGGCAAUAUAUCAAAUACAAUUCAAAAGAUGGAAUCAGUAGCUUACAUGAAAAUUCACACCUCCUUUCCACAAAAUUUAGUUCAUCUUGCCAUUUCUUUUGUGUCAUACAAUAUAAUUAUUUAGCACUAUGACCAGCAUAUUGAUCAGAGAAGUGUAGACUAUUAAGAGCCAUAAUGUAACAUGUCAGUGGAGUUAUUUCCAAAAAGGAACAUAGGGCAAAGUAGUGACAGAAAUACUAUAGAAAAAAAUUAAUGUUCAUUACCUACUGCACAAGUUUCUUCUGGAAGCCAGUGAAGUACCUAGACUAGACCAUUCUGUAAUUCACUGUUUAUUAAUAUUUUUACAUCCACAUUUUUCCACUGUUUCAGUAAAAGGCAUGCAAACACACUCUUGAAGAUAUAUGAAAUAAAUUCUUGUCCUUUUCAAAUCAUUUCUAAAAUACUUUGUCUUUACUGAGACCAAGAACGUGUUCGUAUCAGUGCUGUUAGUGUUUGACAUGCUGAUAAGUAUGGCACCUCUGUCUACAGUCUCAUACAUAUUUCAUUUCACUCUCCCAUUGUGAUUAUAUUUUGGUAUAUAAAUUGAAACAGUCUGUCACCAUAUAGGAAAGUCACUUGAUACAGAGCAUUCAUGACAGUUUUACUUCUUUUAACUGAAGCUAUAAAUACUAUAUGCUGGUACCUGUGGUAGAUAAGUCUUAGUUUUUACAAGAAGUGUGAUGUUGGCUACGUAAAUGUAACUUUUCAGUGCAAAACCAAUGGCAAAGAUCUAUAAUUUUGUAGACUUCUAGUGUUCAAAAUACUCCCUGUAUUAUUCAUUCAGUUACUAUUGUACAAUAAUAUGCAUUGCUGGGUUGAUACUAAGAAUGUUGUGAUAAAGAAACAUGUAUACUGUGUACAUAUUAAGAGAAUGGUAUGAACCAUUUAAAUCUUUAUUUUCUGUAUUUCACUGUUGUGCCUCUCAACUGUCAAGAUUUUGUACAGUUGUUAUAGUCUUUGUGUCAUACAUGUUACAAACAGAAACUUUAUUUUUAAUUAUACUGUUUGCAGAUAAAGAUUAAUAGUAACUGUUACUUAUGCACAUUAACAGCUAGUAUGCAAAAAUUUGAGAGAGAAAAUUGGUUGUAAAACUUAUUGUUUGUCUACAAAAAUAUUGCUCAAUUCUAUUUUUAUGCUAAAAUUGCUUGUAUAGACAUCAGAACAUGUGUUUGUUUUGUUUUGGCUUUGGGAUAGGCUGUAAUAGAAGUUGCAGUUGUGUGAUGUGAGUAAAAAGUCUACUAAAAAUUGUAGUUGGUUCACAUGUGGUAUUGUCAGAGAGCUAUAAAUUAAACAAGUAAUCCCAAAAAGGUGCAAUUCUGAACGUGUAGACAGGCAGUUUAGAAACUGUGUGUAAUGCAUUUUACAAAGUUCGAAAUCAUAUAUUUAGUUUUAAGGACAGUAACAAAUAUUUGUCCUUGUACCACAUGUUUGGUAUUGUUAAGAUUUCAGACUUUGCGGAGAAGGUACAAGAUCUACUCUUAAUAUUAAUGUAUAAAUGCCCCC